Molecule: messenger RNA, 864 nt
Organism: Trichobilharzia regenti
Lineage: Eukaryota; Metazoa; Platyhelminthes; Trematoda; Strigeidida; Schistosomatidae
Source: the annotation of a GenBank genome assembly
AAGGUCGAAUGACACUAUAUGAGGCAGGUUCGAAGUACUCCUCGUGAUGGAUUUAACUAUACUGUGUGGUCAGGGUGAACUCUUACCUUGUGACCCAGAAUGUUUGCUAAUAUAUUGCUAUAUAAAACUGAAAGGUGCCCCCAUUAACCUGAAAAUGCAGUCACCAGUAGAGGGUAAUGCCAGCGGUUAUCCGAUUCUCUGCCAUGACAGCAAAAAUUACAGUGGAAUCCCGGUUAUUCUCACUUAUCUCAGAAAAGAAGUAAGUUCAUCGGACUUUUUUGUUGUUUCUAUGACUUUUGACUUUAAACUUCCAAAACUUCUUUGAAUACCUUACUGUUAACAGUCAGAGAAUGCACCUGGAUAAUGUGGACUAAGUGGGUAAUUUUGAUUGGCAAAGACUUGGGCAAAGCGAGGUUAAAACUCUACACAAUUAACCUAUAUUGGGUGCUUUUCCCCCUUUUCUUCAUCUCCUGAAAAAUUUUAUUGUCCCAAUUUUUCCAGUUUACCAACUUUUUCAACGUACACUUUACCCAUGUCACAACGGGAAACUGCCCACGUUUCUACCCACAUAUCCCAGGUCCAAAUAAAAUUCACCGACUGGGUUAGUCUUAGUGUUAAUGGACUAAUGAAUAGAUUGGAUACUGAACAACGACAACUACAAUUCAUGGGCGAUAUACCAAGCGAGAUAGUUGCGAAGAAAUUAAGAAAAUCAGUUCAGAGAACUUUUACUGCUGGCGAACUACACGUCUUAUUCUCCACACGACCGAUGUCGAUUCCCCGACUGAAAAAUGAAGUACCUAGACUAGUCACUUCUAGUUGUAUCUAUCAAUUCAACUGCGCUUGUGGAGCCAGUUAUAUUGGCCG